This is a messenger RNA of Malassezia globosa CBS 7966, 2568 nucleotides long. RefSeq lists its product as uncharacterized. The record is from RefSeq and is a predicted model, not a curated record. The coding region runs from base 1 to 2568 and encodes 855 amino acids. Gene Ontology annotation, molecular function: ATPase binding; proton-transporting ATPase activity, rotational mechanism. The transcript has a single exon. Lineage: Eukaryota; Fungi; Basidiomycota; Malasseziomycetes; Malasseziales; Malasseziaceae. Gene Ontology annotation, biological process: vacuolar acidification; proton transmembrane transport. Gene Ontology annotation, cellular component: vacuolar proton-transporting V-type ATPase complex; fungal-type vacuole membrane; vacuolar proton-transporting V-type ATPase, V0 domain.
AUGAGCGAAGAAGAAGGCCUGUUUCGCUCGGCGAGCAUGUCACUGAUACAGCUGUACAUUCCGUCGGAGAGUGUCCAUGCUACAGUGACGGAGCUGGGCGAACUUGGCAACGUCCAGUUCCGAGAUCUCAACCCUGACGUGACGCCAUUCCAGCGCACAUUCGUGGCAGACAUUAGGCGCCUCGAUGAGAUGGAUCGACGGAUCCAGUUCUUGCAAGCACAGCUCGAGCGCGAGGCCAUUCCUGCGCGCGCACUGGAAAGUGCUAUCCCAUUCCUCACAGCGGACGAUGGCAUGAAUGGGCCUCUGCGGCUCGAAGAGCUUGCACGGCGCCUGCAAGAGCACGAGACGCGCGUUACGCAGAUGAACCAUAGCCAUGAUGCGCUGCAGAAGCGUCUGCUCGAGCUCGAAGAGGCGAAGAAUGUGAUCCGCGAGACCGAAGUGUUUUUCCAGCACGCAGAGUCGCCACCAGCGGCGGCCAGCGAUGCAGACCAUGUGCGUGUGAGCAUGGAUGAGGAAGGGCGCGAGGACGAGGCACAUGCGCCGCUGUUAACGAGCCAGGGCUCAGGCGUGCGCAACAUGGGAGCAAUAGCGCCUGUGGACUUGGAGUUUGUCGCUGGUACGAUCGAACGCACCCAGAUGGCGACCUUGGAGCGUGUGCUUUGGCGAGCCCUGCGUGGCAACCUGUAUAUGAACUAUGCCGAGAUCCAGCAGGCAUUCGAGGACCCAGCGCGCGACGAGCCCGUCUUCAAGAAUGUGUUUGUGAUCUUUGCACACGGCUCGACGAUCCUGUCCAAGAUCCGCCGCAUCUGUGAGUCGAUGGGCGGUACGCUGUACCCGGUUGCGAGUGAUCCAACGCAGUGCAGGGAGAAUCUGCACCAGGUCCUUGAGCGCAUCGAGGACCACGAGAAUAUUUUGUAUUCUACGAAUGCGACGCGGCGCACAGAGCUCGUGCGUGUGGCGGAAUCCAUCGAGGCGUGGCAAGAUCUCGUGCGCCGCGAGAAGCUCGUGUACAGUACGAUGAACCUGUUCCAGACAGAGGUGAACCAGAAGACGUUGGUUGCUGAGGGCUGGGCGCCCACAACCGAGCUCGCCACCGUGCAGCUGGCGCUCCGCCGCGCGACUGAGUCGACUGGCGCACAUGUGUCGUCGGUCAUGCAGACGAUGCAGACGAAGGAGACGCCGCCGACGUUCCAGCGGACGAACAAGGUGACGGAAGGAUUCCAAGCCAUCAUCGAUGCAUAUGGCCAUGCGCGAUACCAGGAAGUGAACCCAGGUCUCUUUACGGUCGUCACGUUCCCAUUCCUUUUCGCUGUUAUGUUUGGCGACGUGGGGCAUGGCGUUCUCAUGUCGCUGAUGGCCGGGGCAAUGGUGCUGUACGAGCGCAAGCUCCAACGCACGCGUCUGGACGAGAUUUCAUCCAUGUUUUUCUAUGGCCGCUAUAUCAUUUUGUUCAUGGGCAUCGCGUCCAUCUUUACGGGUCUUAUCUACAACGAUAUCUUUAGUCGAAGCAUGCAUCUGUUCCACAGCGGCUGGGAGUGGCCCCGUGCCAAUGGCACACUCACAGCUGAGCCAAACGGUCGUGUGUACCCGAUAGGACUCGAUCCCAGCUGGCACGGUGCGGAGAACAACCUCGUGUUCACCAACUCGUUCAAGAUGAAGUUGUCGAUUGUGCUGGGCGUCGCUCACAUGACGUUUGCGCUCCUGCUCAACGUGCCGAACCACUUGCACUUCAAGCGGCCAACGUGGAUUUGGGCCGAGCUCGUGCCGCAGAUGCUUUUCCUUGAGGCGCUCUUCGGCUACCUGGUCAUUACGAUCAUCUACAAAUGGUCAACAGACUGGUACGCGAAGGAUGCGAACGGCAACAACCUGCACAACUCGCCACCUGGUCUUUUGAACAUGCUCAUCUACAUGUUCCUCAAGCCAGGUGCCGUCGAUCCCGAGCAACAGCUAUAUGCGGGCCAGGCAUCCGUUCAGUCCCUCCUUCUCCUCGUCGCCAUGGUGUGUGUGCCGUGGAUGCUUGUCGCAAAGCCAUACCUGCUAUACCGGGAGCACAAGCACCGCGAAGGCGCGGGUUACCACACAGUAGGCUCCUCGCGCGGCGAGCAGCGUGUAAAUGACGUCGACGAGGCUGAGCGUGAGCUAGAGUCAGACUUCAUCGAUGGCGGCGCUGACGGCGACGACGGUGAGUCGGAGGAGGAAUUCGAGCUGGGCGAAGUUGUGAUCCAUCAGAUCAUUCACACGAUCGAGUUUUGCCUUGGCUGCAUUUCGAACACGGCGUCGUACCUGCGUCUGUGGGCUCUCUCGCUUGCUCAUGCUCAGCUGUCUCAGGUGUUGUGGGACAUGACGAUCAAGACGGUCUUUGGCAUGACGGGCGUGCUGGGCGUGUUUGCUACGGUAUUUGCCUUUGCGCUCUGGUUCGUCUUGACCAUUGCGAUCUUGUGUGUUAUGGAGGGACUUUCAGCCUUUUUGCAUGCGCUUCGUUUGCACUGGGUCGAAGGCGGUUCGAAGCACUACAUGGCCGAUGGUUAUCCGUUUGAGCCGCUGACAUUUGCACCGCAGGACUCGUAA